Dioszegia hungarica is the source of this 480-nucleotide messenger RNA. Its product is annotated as ubiquitin-conjugating enzyme/RWD-like protein. Gene Ontology annotation, molecular function: SUMO conjugating enzyme activity. The transcript is spliced from 7 exons. Lineage: Eukaryota; Fungi; Basidiomycota; Tremellomycetes; Tremellales; Bulleribasidiaceae. Gene Ontology annotation, biological process: protein sumoylation. The record is from RefSeq and is a predicted model, not a curated record. Bases 1 to 480 code for a protein of 159 amino acids. Gene Ontology annotation, cellular component: nucleus.
AUGCAGUCCGCACUCGCCCAGGCAAGAUUAGCAGAGGAGCGCAAGCAGUGGCGGAGGGACCACCCAUUCGGCUUCUAUGCGCGUCCGAUCAAGAAUGCUGAUGGUUCGCUCAAUAUGAUGGUCUGGGAAUGUGGGAUUCCAGGGAAAGCAAAUACCAACUGGGCCGAUGGACAGUAUGUUGUACGCAUGACUUUCCCCGAUGAGUACCCAACAAAACCCCCUAAGUGCAAAUUCGACCCUGCCCUGUUCCACCCAAACGUCUACCCAUCCGGCACCAUCUGUCUCUCUAUUCUGGACGAGGAGAAGAGCUGGAAGCCAUCGAUCACGGUCAAGCAGCUUCUUCUGGGUAUCCAGGACCUUCUGGAUAACGCGAACAUCGGUGAUCCUGCCCAGAUUGAUGCGUACCAAAUGUUCAAAUCCGACAAGGUCGCGUAUGACCGCCGAAUCAAGGCGCAGGCGCAGGAGAGGCGGCCAAAGUAG